Molecule: messenger RNA, 1406 nt
Organism: Cuscuta campestris
Lineage: Eukaryota; Viridiplantae; Streptophyta; Magnoliopsida; Solanales; Convolvulaceae
Source: the annotation of a GenBank genome assembly
AUUACUCGAGUAAUGGGCGCCCGGGGGAGAAGAAGAAGAAGAAGGAUUCGACCCGGUUGAGGGGGUUCGAGCCCGCGAAACUAAUGCUUCUGGAGAGGACGACGACGACCCUUUCUUCGUUUGUUCAGGGGGGAUCCCACGAAGAAAGAGGGCGUGGGGAUGGCGGUGAGGUUGAUGCAGCCGCCGCCGCGGCGGCGGUGAAGAUUCAGAAAGUAUACAGGAGCUAUCGUACUCGUCGUGCCCUCGCGGAUUGCGCCAUCGUCGCCGAGGAGCUAUGGUGGAAGGCAUUAGACCUAGCAGCAUUGCACCAGAGUUGUGCGUCCUUCUUCAGCGAAGGGAAACCAGAGAGCGCCGUUUCUCGAUGGGCCAGAGCGCGUACGCGAGCUGCCAAGGUCGGGAAGGGGCUCUCCAAGGACGACAAGGCUCAGAAACUAGCCCUUCGCCAUUGGCUGGAAGCUAUUGAUGCGCGCCAUCGGUACGGACACAAUUUGCACCUCUACUAUAAUGUCUGGUUUCAGAGUGAAAGCCCCCAGCAGUUCUUCUACUGGUUGGAUGUGGGAGAUGGGAAAGAAGUCAAUCUCGAAAAGUGUUCAAGGGCAAAGUUGCAACGCCAAUGCAUUCAAUAUCUUGGGCCCAAAGAGCGCGAACGUUAUGAAGUCGUGAUUAAAAACGGGAAGCUUGUAUACAAGCGGAACAACGUCUUUGUGGAGACAAUAGAAGGUUCAAAGUGGAUCUUUGUCCUUAGCACCUCACGGACGUUGUACGUGGGGAGGAAGGAGAAAGGCACAUUUCAACAUUCGAGCUUUUUAGCAGGUGCAGCUAUCACUGCUGCCGGAAGGCUGGUCGCCCACGGCGGCGUUUUGGAGGCAAUUUGGCCUUAUAGCGGUCACUAUCUUCCAACCGAAGAGAACUUUGAAGAAUUUAUUAGCUUCUUAGAGGAGCACCGUGUAGAUCUCUCAAAUGUUAAGAGAUGUGCAGUUGAUGAUGACUGGGUUUCUUUCAAGGUAGUUCACGACGAGGGGAGACGCGCACCUACACAUCUGUCUUCUACUAAAUCCGACGAUGAUCGCAAACCCAACGAUCAUUUGCCAAGCAAGUGGUCAACAGGAAUGGGGCCGCGCAUUGGGUGCGUAAGGGACUACCCUACAGAGCUGCAACUCAGGGCACUUGAACAGGUCAACCUGUCCCCUAGGGUGGCCAAUGGCAGCGCUGGGUUCCUGGACUAUGGUCCAGUCCCAUCGCCACGGCCUAGCCCUAGAGUCCGAUUGUCUCCUAAGAUUGCACACAUGGGGUUGCCUAGUCCUAGGCCUCUCUCUCAUCCCCGCUACAUGUAGUUGAAGACUAGCUACAACCUUUGUGGCUUCGUCUCGGAAUUUUUUUAGUCAAAAUGAAUAAACUUUGAUUAU